GUGUUAAAAGGGCAGCAAACGCACGCGCGGCGCGGGAACGACCCAGGGGACCGAGCACGCACAAACGCAGCCCACAACUAGCCCUUCUUUCAGCAACCGAUGUCCAAGCCCGUGCCUGCAGUGUUCUGGCGGGCGGUAGCAGCUGUAAGCGACAAGGAAGCUGACGAGCAGGGGCCCCGUUGGCAUGCAGACCGGAUGGUGUACGGGAAGUGGCGGGAGCCAUUUUAGGGCGGGCAAGGCCCGCGCCUCCCUCAUUUACCAACGCAGCGCCUCGAAAACUCGUGAUUCCCGCUAAACCCUAUUACAUAGCUCCUGCCCUAGCUCCUGUCAUCUCCAGCAGACCAGCCCGCGCUCCGCAGCUUGAACGCCAUGGCCCCCGCCGGCUGCUCAACACGUCUCGCCUGCGGCCUGCUGGGCUUGCUGCUGCUAAUUGGCGCGGCAUCCUGCACCCGACAGGACCCCGCGGGCGUAGAGUAUGGGUCAUUUUCACACCGUCGGCGAGUCCUGCAGAACCCGGACCUGCCCUCGCAGCGCGACAGCAACCCGUCCUGGAUGAACGGUGGCUCCAGCGGCGGCGGCGGCAGCAGCAGCGGCGCCGGCAGCGGCCCGCAGCAGGCCACCUACACCUCCAGCCCCAUAGCUGACGUACGCAUCUACAACGGCGGGUCGUAUGGCGCGGACUGGAUUGACUCGUCGUACGGCGUGCGGCCCUUCACCCAGUACUCGCCCGCGGGCCACACGGGCGGCGUGGCCAAGUGCAGUAUUCUGCCGUACGGCGCCGCCACGUCCUUCUUCGACAAGAGCGCCGGGGACUUCACUGGCCGCAGGGCGCUGGAGCUGUUCGUGUACCGCGGCUCUUCGGAUGCCGCCAUGCCUGACAUUACCAUCGCGCUGGCCGGCCCUUCGACUGCCUGCGCCAGCUCCAUCCACUUCUCCUCGCUGCUGCCCUCCGCCGACGUGACCGCCUCCGGCUGGGUCAAGUUCUGGGUGCCCCUGGACUCCGUGUUUGGGGGCGGCAGCGCGGGCGGCGGCGCAUUCCAGGGCUGCCCCGCCUCGGAUGGGAGCUACCUGUCAUCUGGGUCAGUGGUGAAGAUCGACCUGCGCAACGACAACAGCGGCUACGACGCGCUGGUGUGUGUAGAUGACGUUCGACUGGCGGCCUAAGAGGAGGUUUGAGGAUACUGGGACUGGCGUUUCCUUAGCGGUGACAGUGUGGAGAAGCUGUGGGCGUGCCCGUGGAUGGGAAUAAAGGUGAUAGUUGUGCAGAGGUGUGAAUGGAACUGGCGGUGAGCAGGACGGAUGUGUGUGCAGAGUGUGCACACCUCGAGUUUUACACGCGUCAAACAGCGCUGCAGGUGGAUGAAACUUUCGCAACGUGCAUAGAAGACUGGUGGCAGGAUGUGGGUGCGGCAGAUUGCGAGGCAGGUUGCGCGGUUUACAUUUAGACAUGGAACGGUAUCCACGUAGUGUCACACCAACACCAUACACCCUCAGACCCUCGGUCCAAGGUGUGUAUUGGUGUAAUGCAUGUAGAAU
Chlamydomonas reinhardtii is the source of this 1536-nucleotide messenger RNA. RefSeq lists its product as uncharacterized. The record is from RefSeq and is a predicted model, not a curated record. Lineage: Eukaryota; Viridiplantae; Chlorophyta; Chlorophyceae; Chlamydomonadales; Chlamydomonadaceae. The transcript has 5 exons. Bases 370 to 1164 code for a protein of 264 amino acids.